AUGAACCAAUCAGACGCGUCGCAAGGGCCGCUAGACGGCGUGCAAAUCGUCAGUGAGGGUACGCUGACGUACGAUGGCCGCUACAGACGCUACAGCAUCUCCGGAAUCAACUUCGAGGUUCCCGUGCGCUACGUCCCGCUCUUCCCCCUUGGCCGAGGAGCCUAUGGUGUUGUUUGCUCUGCACGAGAUGAGACGACCGGGGAGGAGGUGGCGAUCAAGAAGAUCGGCAACGCGUUCAACGACCGCACAGAUGCCAAGCGGACUCUCCGCGAGAUUCUGAUCCUCCGCAACAUGAACCACCCCAAUGUGAUUGCCAUCAAGGACGUCAUCCGUCCGCCCAACCCGCAGAGCUUCCAGGACGUGUAUAUCGUGUAUGACCUCAUGCCCGAGGACCUGCACGGGGUCAUUCGGUCCGGGCAGGACAUGGAUGAACGGCACUACACGUUACUGAAGGGAGUCAAGUACAUCCACUCCGCCAACAUCCUGCACCGCGACUUAAAGCCCCCCAACAUCCUCAUCGACGGGCGCUGCAACAUCAAGAUCACCGAUUUCGGCCUUGCGCGAACCCGUGUGGAAACCACCGACCACCUGACGAAAUAUGUGGUUACCAGAUACUACCGCGCUCCCGAGCUGCUGGUGAACAACCAGCAGUACAGCGCUUCCAUCGACGUGUGGUCCGUGGCGCUCAUCUAUCUGGAGCUCGUGCUGGGGCACAUUGUGCUCAGAGGCGAUAACUACGUGGACCAGCUCCGCAAGACCUGCGAGGUGCGGCUGAAGGGAGGAGGGACAGCAGAGGGGAGUAUGGGAUCUCCAUCUGCAGAGGACGCCUCCUUCAUAGUCAACGAUGCCGCCCGCACCUUCCUGCUCUCAGAGCUACAGGGCUUCCCCGCGCGGAACAUCAGGGACGUGUUCCCCAAGCUGUCGGAACCCGCGGCUGACUUGGUGCAGCGCAUGCUCGUGUUCGACCCGAGAAGGCGAAUCACAGUUGACGAGGCAUUGGCCCACCCGUACCUGGCGCACUACCACAAGGCGAACCAGGACCCGCCGCACCCAAACCCCUUCCAGUUCGACCUGAGCUUCGAGCAGGAGGAGUAUGACAUCCCCCGCAUCCGCCAGCUCAUCUUCGAGCAGGCCUGCGCCUUCAACCCCCAAUAA
Messenger RNA from Closterium sp. Naga37s-1, 1155 nucleotides. Lineage: Eukaryota; Viridiplantae; Streptophyta; Zygnematophyceae; Desmidiales; Closteriaceae. The record is from the annotation of a GenBank genome assembly.